AGAAAACCGGAACUGGAGACUGGGAUCUUGCUGACUUCUUCAGCUCAGAGCUGAAAUCAUUCAGUUUUCUGUCUCCUCCCCCGGGCUGAGGUCUCUGUCUUCUGAAAACCAUCUCUGCAACCUGCUAGCCCCAGGUCAGCCUGCAGACAACCAAAGGCUAUUCCAAGGAGAGAGCCUGGAGCCAGAGAGAAUGACCCCGGGGACCCAGAGACCCCCAUCCCAGGAGCCAGACCAAGAAGACAAUCAAAGAACCUGGAGUCUUUGGCCAGACAAAGUAGGCCAGUGUCCACCCCAGGAGGAAAACGCAAAGACAAUGUCUCUCCCACUCUGAGACUCUUCUCCCUCCCCAGGCCAGUUUGCCAACCACCAAAGGGUAUUACAAGGAAAGAACCUGGAACCAGAGAGAAUGACCCCAGGGACCCAGAGACCCUCAUCCCAGGAGUUGGUGACUUUCAAGGAUGUGGCUGUGGAUUUCACCCAGGAGGAGUGGCACCUCUUGGACCAUUCUCAGAGAGAGCUGUACAAGGAGGUCAUGCUGGAGAAUGUCCAGAACCUGCUCUCUGUAGGUGGAGAGACCAGGUUGGAAUUAAAGAAGAUGGCUACACAAGUGAACAUUUCUGUGGAAGAAUUUGGCCAGCAUAUGUUUGAGAGUGAUGGUGCCUGUAACUUCAAUUUAAAAGAAAUCUGUGACUCUGAUACCAAGGUGGGUAGUAGUAUCUGCGAGUUUGGUGAAAUUGAAAAGGCACUCAGAGAGUCUUCAGUCUUAAAUAACAGGAAGAGAAGGGCUUCCUGGAAUGAAUAUUUUCAGGACAGUGAAGAUAAUAAAUGCUUUCCUCAACAACUAGAGCCUUUUAAGGCCCUGGAGAAGUCUCUUCAAAUGCUAAAGUACAAAGGUAAUCAUCUGGAAAUGGCCUUGAAUUUGAAUUCUGCUCUCAUUGGACUUCAGAAAAGUGACAAAAGUGGAAAGGCCUUCAGUCAGAACUCUAAGUUCAUUACUCUUCAGAAAAUUCACAUUAGAAAGGAGCCUGUUGAAUACAAUGAAUGUAAAGCAACCUCAUCCCAUCAAUCAUGUUAUCAGUGUGGAAAGGCUUUCACAGAGAGAUCCAGUCUUGUUAACCAUCAGAGAACCCACACUGGAGAAAAACCUUAUGAAUGUUAUCAGUGUGGAAAGACUUUCAGAGUGAGAUCCACUCUUGCUUCACAUCGAAGAAUAUACACUGGAGAGAAAGGUUAUGAAUGUUUUCAGUGUGGAAAGGUGUUCACAGAGAGAUCCAGUCUUGUUAACCAUCAGAGAAUCCACACUGGAGAAAAACCUUAUGAAUGUUAUCAGUGUGGAAAGACUUUCACAGAAAGAUCCAGUCUUGCUAAGCAUGAGAGAAUCCACACUGGAGAGAAACCUUAUGAAUGUUAUGAGUGUGGAAAGGCUUUCACAGAGAGAUCCAGUCUUGUUAACCAUCAGAGAAUCCACACUGGAGAGAAACCUUAUGAAUGUUAUGAGUGUGGAAAGGCUUUCACAGAGAGAUCCACUCUUGUUAACCAUCAGAGAAUCCACACUGGAGAAAAACCUUAUGAAUGUUAUCAGUGUGGAAAGACUUUCAGAGUGAGAUCCACUCUUGCUUCACAUCAAAGAAUCCACACUGGAGAAAAACCUUAUGAAUGUCAUCAAUGUGGAAAGGCUUUCACAGAGAGAUCCAGUCUUGCUAAGCAUGAGAGAAUCCACACUGGAGAGAAACCUUAUGAAUGUUAUCACUGUGGAAAGACUUUCACAGUGAGCUCCAGUCUUGCUAAGCAUAAGAGAAUCCACACUGGAGAGAAACCUUAGGAAUGCUAUCAGUGUGGAAAAGCUUUCUCACACAGGUAUAGUCUUGCUAAGCAUGAGAGAAUCUACACUGGAAAGAAACCUUAGGAAUGUUAUCAGUGUGGAAAGGCUUUCACAGUGAGCUCCAAUUCUGUUGUACAUCAGAGAAUUCACACUGGUGAAAUCUUAGGAAUAUAAUCAAUGUGGUAAAACCUUCAGGCAAUAUUCAUAUUCUAUAGCAAUCUUAUCACUGUUAUGAAUUAGAAAAUACAUUCAGUUGUCAUUUAGAACUUGUUCAAAAUUAGGGAUUCACUUUUUUUUUUUCACUUCAGAUUUUAUUUCCCCACCAAUUACAUGUAAAAACUAUUUUAAAAUCCAUUUUAGAACUUUGUGUUUCAUAUACCCAAAGGGCUAUGGGGCUGCACAUACCCUUUGACCCAGUAAUUCCACUACUAGGUCUGUAUCUCAAAGAGAUCAUAGAAAAGGGAUGUGAGGGAUAAAACUAAAUGUGUGUGGUUACCUUUCCCCAGUGUGGGGAAAAUUAACUAGGACAAUGGUUUAACAGUUUAAGUAUUGAACAUGUAUUAAAAUAUAUUAUAGAUUAGCAAAGAGAGAACAAGUGUCUCUGAUAGAAUAGGAAAAAUAGGAAACCUAUCUACCCUAGAGGAGAGAUUAGAGUUCACACCCCUACCUGGUUCUUCUACCAACCCCCCAACCCCCCAAAAAGUUUCCAACCACCAACUGCCUUCCACACUGCUUCAAUCUGAUUGGUUGAAGGUGGUCUCUUGUUGAUGUGUGGUAACUUCCAGACACUGAACCUUAGACAGGUCAACCCAUGCUCUCAGUAGGGGGCCCCUGGUAAUAAUCUUAUACUCCCACCUGUGUUUCAUUAAGAAACAAUAGUUUCCUUCAAUGAAACAAUCACUUUCCAGAUACUUAUAACUAAAAAUGUAAGAGGAAUGAAAAGAGAGAAAAGAAAUUGAUGCAUUGACAAAAACUAAAGGGGACAUUCCCCUUUAGUAGGUGGAUGUUACAAAUAGUGUAUGCAGUGGGAAAAGGAAAACAGGAAAAUGUCCAUUUAAGUCUUUGGAAGUCUUUUCUCAGAUGGUUCUUGGGAUGUCCUGUGGGUAUAGCUCUGGAUUCUGGCUCUGGAUCCUAGGCCUGGUCUCAGAUGUGGUUGUAACAAAAAGUCUCUCAGGUGUUUCAGAUACUGAUGAUCAGCUAGAAAGUCUCCUCAGCUGGAAAAUUUCCUACAAAAUUGAUCCUAACACAACUUUAAACAGCUUUGCCA
Messenger RNA from Dromiciops gliroides (monito del monte), 3089 nucleotides. RefSeq names its product zinc finger protein 501-like. NCBI's taxonomy places the organism in Eukaryota, Metazoa, Chordata, Mammalia, Microbiotheria, Microbiotheriidae. Bases 407 to 1822 code for a protein of 471 amino acids. Gene Ontology annotation, cellular component: nucleus. Gene Ontology annotation, molecular function: RNA polymerase II cis-regulatory region sequence-specific DNA binding; DNA-binding transcription factor activity, RNA polymerase II-specific. Gene Ontology annotation, biological process: regulation of transcription by RNA polymerase II; central nervous system development. The record is from RefSeq and is a predicted model, not a curated record. The transcript is spliced from 6 exons.